Messenger RNA from Solanum lycopersicum (tomato), 2061 nucleotides. Its product is annotated as DEAD-box ATP-dependent RNA helicase 16. NCBI's taxonomy places the organism in Eukaryota, Viridiplantae, Streptophyta, Magnoliopsida, Solanales, Solanaceae. Gene Ontology annotation, molecular function: ATP binding; RNA helicase activity; nucleic acid binding. The record is from RefSeq and is a predicted model, not a curated record.
CAGAGGGUAUGAAAAGUUAGUAGCCGCGCUUAGGUUAUUCCUUAAACCCUUUGUGUAGUAGUCUUCCCCCAAAACCCAAAACCCUCGCGUACCAGAGAAUGAACAGAGAAGGAAGAGUUGAGAUUGAGGAAGAUGAAGAACAAACCUUCGAAGAAUUGGGACUUGACCCUCGUCUAAUCCGUGCUUUAACCAAGAAAACUAUCGAUAAACCAACUCCUAUUCAGCGAGUUGCUAUUCCUCUAAUCCUCGAAGGGAAAGAUGUGGUUGCUCGAGCUAAGACUGGUUCUGGAAAGACAUUUGCUUAUCUCCUUCCUUUACUUCACAAGCUUUUUACUCAGUCAUCUUCAACAAAGAAUCUUGCUCCUACUGCGUUGAUUCUUGUACCUACAAGGGAAUUGUGUCAACAGGUUUGUUCGGAGGCGAAUUCGUUGAUUGAACUAUGUAGAGUGCAAUUAAGGCUUGUCCAAUUGACAAGUUCUAUGUCUGUUUCUGAAUUGAGAACUACAUUGGCGGGGCCUCCGGAGAUCGUUAUAUCUACUCCUGCUUGUAUACAGACAUGCUUGUCAAAUGGAGUUAUUCAAGGGAAAGCUGUUCAAGAUUCUCUGUCCAUUCUCAUUCUCGAUGAGGCAGAUCUUCUUUUGUCUUAUGGAUAUGAAGAUGAUCUGAAAGCUCUUACAUCUCAUGUACCAAGACGUUGCCAGUGCCUUCUGAUGUCUGCAACCUCAAGUUCUGACGUUGAAAAGCUGAAGAAGCUUAUUUUACACAAUCCCUACAUCCUGACUUUGCCUGAGGUGGGAGAAACAAAGGAUGACAUUAUCCCAAAAAAUGUACAGCAAUUUUAUAUUUCUUGUGCUGCUCGUGAUAAGCUUGUCCAUGUCCUUGCCCUCUUGAAGCUUGAGUUGGUCCAGAAAAAAGUCUUGAUAUUUACAAAUUCAAUUGACACGAGUUUUAGACUCAAACUAUUCUUUGAGCAGUUUGGGAUCAAGUCUGCAGUUUUAAAUGCCGAGCUGCCUCAGAGUUCUCGUCUACACAUCCUUGAGGAAUUUAAUGCUGGGCUAUUUGAUUACUUGAUUGCGACUGAUGAAAGUCAAUCAGAAGGAAAGGAAAAAGUUGAUGAUCAAAAUGGCAGUGAGCGAAAAAAAUCAAAAAAACAUCGAAAGCAUAAAUUGGAUGCAGAGUUUGGUGUAGUCAGAGGGAUAGACUUCAAAAAUGUGCAUACGGUGAUAAAUUAUGAGAUGCCUCAAACAGCUGCAGGCUAUGUACAUCGAAUUGGACGUACUGGAAGAGCAUAUAAUACUGGAGCAUCUGUCUCUCUUGUCUCUGAUGAAGAGACAGAAAUAUUUGAAGAGAUUAAAUCUUUACUGGGGGAAAAUGAAGACAAGGUGUCACAGUUUAUUGCUCCAUUCCCAUUGCUGAGUAAAAAUGCAGUAGAGUCUUUGCGUUACCGAGCUGAGGAUGUUGGAAGGAGUAUUACAAAAAUUGCAGUAAGAGAAUCACGGGCUCAGGAUCUGAGGAAUGAAAUUCUUAAUUCUCAAAAAUUGAAGGCUCAUUUUCAAGAUAAUCCAAAAGACUUAGAUCUUCUGAAGCAUGAUAAGAUGUUAAGCAAGAAAGCACCUGCCGCUCACCUACGUGAUGUACCUGACUACCUAUUAGAUCCAACGACACAAGAAGCUAGCAAGAUUGUGAAGCUGGCCAGAGCUGCAAUGGGCAAUACUAAUCCAUCUCGUGGCAAAGGAUCAAAGGGAAGGUUCAAAAGAAGCAGAGACCCUCUUAAAACAUUUUCAGCUGAGGCACCUAAGCGAGCAGGGAAAGGCGGGAUGAAAAGAAAGGUAAAAGAUACCGAUAAUGGCCAUUAACAUUAAAAGGAACACCCUGCCUAGUUGUUUGAUACAAGGAAUUGUAGUUUAUACGAAAUUUGAAUUAUAUUUAUCAAUCAAUUUUUUUUGAAUGCUUUCACUAACCCUAGUCCCAGGAACCUCUUUUUGCAGUUCGUGAAGGAGUUCAUCCACUCCUCCAACGAACAUGGUUUUGAAAAAGGCGUGGAUCCACGCUUGAACUCUA